AUGACCAGCUGUGUGGAGAAGAUCCGCAGCAGCAUCUUGCACGAGACAAUUCAAUACAACAUAGCCGACAACAUCUCCGAAAACUCAUCGGACCGCUCUCGAGAUUCAAGUGUCGAACCUGUCGACGAAAAACCCAUGGAAGCCAACGAGCGCCUGCAACCAUGGCACAAGGUUCCUGAGGUCAGCGGCCCAAAAGACAAAGUCUACGUUACAGCAGUUCGCGAAAACAUUCGUCUAUUUGGCAAUCAUGUCAAUGCUCAUUCUUAG
Messenger RNA from Penicillium canescens, 267 nucleotides. RefSeq lists its product as uncharacterized. NCBI's taxonomy places the organism in Eukaryota, Fungi, Ascomycota, Eurotiomycetes, Eurotiales, Aspergillaceae. The record is from RefSeq and is a predicted model, not a curated record. The transcript has a single exon. The coding region runs from base 1 to 267 and encodes 88 amino acids.